This is a messenger RNA of Gossypium raimondii (Peruvian cotton), 1122 nucleotides long. RefSeq lists its product as uncharacterized. The record is from RefSeq and is a predicted model, not a curated record. Bases 1 to 1122 code for a protein of 373 amino acids. Lineage: Eukaryota; Viridiplantae; Streptophyta; Magnoliopsida; Malvales; Malvaceae. The transcript is spliced from 3 exons.
AUGGCACUUCAUGAUCCUAUGCUGCCUUCUAGUCCAUACUACCUGCAUCCAAAUGAAAACCCAGCUUUGGUUCUUGUUUCUCCUGUCUUAUCAAGCUCGAACUAUCACUUUUGGUCUCGAGCAAUGACAAUGGCAUUUUAUCCAAGAACAAGCUCCAGUUUGUUGACGGCACCAUCACGGUUCCACCACGAACAAAUCCUCUUUAUUCUGCCUGGGAACGAUGUAACACUAUGGUGCUUUCUUGUUUGUUCUUGUUCACCAUCUUGCUCUUGCGGUGUUUUUGUCACUCUCCAGAAAUAUCAUGAUAACGACAACGUUAUUCGUUUUCUUAAGGGUCUUCAUGAUCGGUUUGCUGUUGUUCGUUCUCAAAUCAUGCUCAUUGAUCCAUUGCCUCCAAUCAACAAAGUAUUUUCCCUGGUUAUUCAACAAGAACGUCACCUUCCUGCUGGCUCAUCUCAGUUGUUUGUUAGCAACACAUUGCGCGACCAUACUUCUUCAAAGAAAUCUCAGGCCAAAUCAUUUACUGAUUCACGGCAAUGUACCUUCUGUGGCAAAUCCAGGCAUAAUGUUGAUACUUGUUAUGAGAAGCAUGGCUAUCCACUUGGUUAUAAGUCUCGAGGUCGGGCUUUUCGUGCACACACAGCCCUUAAUGAUUGUAUUUCACAACCUUUGGACUCUUCGCAACAUGUUGACAUUUUGCCAUCUGAUCCUUCUGUUACUUUGACACAAGAUCAGUUGCAACAACUACUUACAUUGCUUCCAGCAUCUACCUCCCCACCUCAUGUUACCAAUACUACUUCUUCCUUACAACCAAACCCUUCCCCAUCCUCAGCUAAAGUGCUCCAUGGUCUUUAUAUUUUGGACUCCCCAGCUCAAACCUUUUCCAUUUCUACUCCCAUUACCUUGUCCGCCAACACAACUUCAUGUUCCCUUUGGCAUCAUCGUCUCGGUCAUCUUUCCGAUUCUCGACUAAAACUACUUUUCCCUUACAUUCCUUCUUUGUCUAUGUCAAAUAAUGCAACUUAUAAAGCUUGCCAUUUGGCCAAACAGAAGAAAAUAUCUUUUCCUGUAAGCACUUCCGUUUCCAAUAAAAUUUUUGAACUUGUUCAUGUUGAUAUUUGA